UUUACUAUAUAUCUUUACUAUAUUUAUCCAUUCUUCAGUUUAAGAAAAUGUGGAAAACUUGUUUUUGUUUUUAUUUCUUCAAUCUCAAAUAAAUAUUUUUUAUGUGCAGACAAAUGUAUAAGCUGACUACGUCUUGUACAGACAUUGUCUCAGUCUUUUUCCUCCACUUGAGUGAACUGCCAUGAAAAGUCAUUUUUUUAUACCUUCUGAUUUACUUCGCGAGAGGAAACGAUGAAACAGUAAGUUUUCAUUUCUUGGGUAGUCAUCUGCAACUCAGACAUAAGUCAUUCAUGCCAUAGUGUCUAUGUGUGUUUUCUCUCUUCUGUCUCUGUUUGCAGAUGACUGUGUGUGUGUUUCUUUGCCGCCGCCUCCUGCAGCCCAUCCGGCGCUCUGUACCUCCUCCUUACGCGCCUCCCCGGCUCUUUUUCCCACUGCUGGGAGGAAUAGGACGCGGCCACAGCGGCGGGAAGCAAAUUAUCUUUAAGCACUUCCUAAAAGAAAAAAAAGCUCACACUUAUACACUGAUGCCACCACAACUAAGGAGACACAUCGUCCCAGACAUGAACCAGAGAACUCAGUAGGAAUUAGCUGACAGCUGAGUCCAGGCUGGCACCAGUGCUCUUCUAGUGCGCUACUGUUGCUCAUUAACGCACGUUUAACAUAAUUUGGAUAGUCAUUCUUUUUCAUCUAUUAUAAUAAACAACUACGAUGUCUGGAUGGAGUGUGGCCUGAGGUCUCGGCGGCUGGACGUGGAAACUGACGGAGCACUGCGCUUAAAAGAGAGGAGGAAAAGGGCAGAAAAGUGAAAUAAAAGGAAACUGGAAACGAUACUAUCUGUUCGUGAUGUGGUGACUGGAUGUUCUUCAGAGCAGCUGUCAAACUCAGCCGAUCCUCCUGCCCCUCGGGCCACUGGGAGCUGUUCUGAGGUCUUCACUGCGCAUGUCAGAGCGCUGGACAGCUCCAGAGAGGGAAAUUUAAAAAGGGGUUUUGCACAAUCAAGUGCAACACAGUGAAAUACAGUACAGGAGCUGAGGAGUGUCUCUCACUAUCUCCAGUAUCAUCCAAAACAGAGGCACCACACAUCCCAAGAAAUGAUAGAAGGUGGAAUAAUAUCCAGGAUGUCCGGAAUCAUUGAGAAUGCUGGCCAUCAUCCGUCACCACAGGACUACAGGCUUCUGACCACGGAUCCCUCCCAGCUGAGGGAGGAGGACCUCCCUGGGGACCUGCAGUCUCUGUCGUGGCUCACCUCCGUAGAUGUGCCCAGAAUACAGCAGAUGGCUGAUAGCCGGGGACAUAGUAACGGGCCCUCCCAGGGCAGUUUGCUGGAGCAACAGACAGCUCAGCUCAGCAGUCUGCCCAUGCCAACAGGACAGAGCUCCAUGCUACAGCUGCAUAGCACCAUGCAGCACAGCCCUUUGGGGAUCAGCAGGGUCAACACACACAGUGGAAGUAUGUCUCCAUACUCCAUGAAUGGACUUCCUUCUCCAGCUUACCAGUGCCCUUCCUCAGUUUACCAGUCCACACCUCAGCAGGUCUUCUCUCUAACACAAACUGCACAACAGUGUUCGACAACUGGACUUUACAGCAACGUCCCCUUCAGUGACCAAAGUCUUUACUCACAACCUCGGCUGGCUCCACAGGACCAGGAGCUGCAGCCCAAGUCCUUCCCGAAACCCAUCUACUCCUACAGCUGUCUGAUUGCCAUGGCUCUGAAAAACAGCAAAACUGGCAGCCUCCCAGUCAGUGAGAUUUAUAGCUUUAUGAAGGAACAUUUCCCCUACUUUAAGACGGCACCUGAUGGAUGGAAGAACUCAGUCAGACACAAUCUGUCCCUAAACAAGUGCUUUGAGAAGGUGGAGAACAAAACAAGCAGUUCCUCCCGUAAGGGCUGUCUGUGGGCACUGAACCCUGCCAAAAUUGACAAGAUGGAGGAAGAGAUGCAGAAGUGGAAACGCAAGGACCUGCCAGCCAUCCGCCGCAGCAUGGCUAAUCCUGAUGAGUUGGACAAACUGAUCACAGACCGCCCAGAGAACUGCAGACGGAAGAUUCUAGAGCCUGGCCGGGCCAGACUACCGGGCUGUCAAACUGGACUCACACUGUCUGUGCCUACACCGAUGCAGCCCCAGUCUAUAGUCACUCUGUCCCUCCCACAUUUACCCCUACACCAGCACCACCAGUUCCAGGCCCAGCUCCAGGCUCAGGCACGGUUGGCCCCUAUGUCCCCGGCACCAGCCCAGACACCUCCCCUGCACACAGUUCCUGACCUUUCCCACAGUCCACUUAGUCAGCAGCUGGGUAAACACCCAGAAGACUUCUACAGCAUGCACAGUGACACCAAUACAGAGGUGGAUGCACUGGACCCCAGCAUCAUGGAUUUUGCUUUUCAAGGUAAUCUGUGGGAAGAGAUGAAGGACGACAGCUUUAACUUGGAUGCUUUGGGCACCAUCACUAACUCGCCCCUCAGAUUAUCAGACUGUGACUUGGGAACUACCAACAACCCUCCAGCACCCACUGGUGUGAACCUGCCGCUAUCUGACCUACAGGUCACAGGCCUCUACACUUCCUACACAUCCCAAGACCCUCUGACAACGCAGUAUCUGAAUACACCAGUCAACAACAAGCCAAUCGCCUUGCUUUAAAGGAGCCAAAGUGAAAGAAAAAAAAUCACUGACUCUUGGGGAAAAAAACCUGCUGAGUGGCGUACGGAAAAGCCUAGUUUAUGCUCUCGUUCUGUACGUACAUAUUUCCAAACUUCGCUGUCCACAUACUGCAUUACGUCUUUCUUGUGGUAUGCGUUUAAUGUGCAUACAUGAACUAUUGUGCACAACACCACCCCCGCAAUUUCCUGUGGUACUGAUCUGUUUCACGCACAGGGGUACGUUUCGCAUGCUGUCCAAAAUAUCCAUAUCCAUGUCCAUAUCCAAUUAAACACAUAAUGAACGCAACGGACAUCAUAAACUAGGCUGAAGUCUGCAUGCUUUGUGGAAAACAUGGAUUGAUGUCAAUGUACAAAACAGAAAAAAACAUAAACUGCAAAAAACAAGAUUUGGUAGCAAAAAAAAAACUGUCUUCAAUAUCAAACUUUUGCUAAGCAAAAACUCAAAAGUGUGUAUGAAAAUAAGGACUCGACAUGGAGAUGUACGUGUUCAUUAGACUCUACCACUUUUUCCUGCUUGUUUCCAUCCAUACUUUAACCCUUCAUCUUCCUGUCUGUUGUGUUGUGCUAGACAUUGUUACUGUGGCAUUUUAUUUAUAUUGAAAAAGGCAGCCGGAGACAGUGAUGACUCAAGGUCAAUCUUUUGCUGUAUAUAUGUGAAUGAUGAAAAUGUUUUACAACAGAAAAUGGUUUUGACUGUAUUUACCAACUUCAUUCCAAAAGGCAA
Messenger RNA from Cynoglossus semilaevis (tongue sole), 3383 nucleotides. RefSeq names its product forkhead box N4 (gene foxn4). The coding region runs from base 1092 to 2639 and encodes 515 amino acids. The record is from RefSeq and is a predicted model, not a curated record. The transcript is spliced from 10 exons. Gene Ontology annotation, biological process: regulation of transcription by RNA polymerase II. Gene Ontology annotation, molecular function: transcription cis-regulatory region binding; DNA-binding transcription factor activity, RNA polymerase II-specific. Lineage: Eukaryota; Metazoa; Chordata; Actinopteri; Pleuronectiformes; Cynoglossidae.